Molecule: messenger RNA, 756 nt
Organism: Exserohilum turcica Et28A
Lineage: Eukaryota; Fungi; Ascomycota; Dothideomycetes; Pleosporales; Pleosporaceae
Exons: 2
Coding region: 85-678 (197 amino acids)
Molecular function (GO): peptide-methionine (S)-S-oxide reductase activity
Source: RefSeq, a predicted model, not a curated record
GCUCUCGAAUCCUCCCGCAGGACGCCCGCAACCCUGAAGUCUCUCGCCGUCACCCUCGUAAUCCUCCUCUCCACCCUCUUUUCCAUGUCCUUUCUGACCAGGCUCCUGCGCCCCUUCAGCUCAAUGUCCAACGCGCCCGCGCAACCCAUGACAGUGCCUUCGGGCGCGCACACGGCUACAGUCGCCGCAGGCUGCUUCUGGGGAGUCGAGCACAUGUAUCGCAAAGAGUACAAGGACAAGGGCCUGUACGAUGCGCGCGUGGGCUAUAUCGGCGGCGACCUGGAGAACCCAGGCUACAGAGUGGUCUGCAGUGGACGAACAGGGCACGCCGAAGCACUGCAAGUAGUCUACGACCCCACCAAAAUCACGUACCGCUCUCUGCUAGAGUUCUUCUACAAAAUGCACGACCCCACAACAUCGAACCGCCAGGGCCCCGACGUAGGCACCCAGUACCGUUCAGCCAUCUUCUACCACGACGCCGAGCAGGAAAAGAUUGCGCGCGACGUGACAGACAAGGCAAACAAGCAGUGGUGGAAGGGCAGUAUCACGACGGAGAUUCUGCCCGCGGGAAAGUGGUGGGACGCCGAGGAGUACCACCAGUUGUAUCUGGACAAUAACCCUGGGGGCUACGAGUGUCCGAGUCACUUUCUGCGAAGUUUUCCGCCGCUCCAGGAUUAAGAAGUGGAUUGGAGGAAAUUUGAAUAUGAAGGAGGGGACUGGUUAGAAAUACGCUUUACAAUAUACACAAGAACAUUC